CUUGAACAUCCACCCUACAGUGCUGAGCCGAGGAGAAGGUGGGACAACAACGUGUUUACCAGUCUCGGGAAUCGACGAAUCGGUGAAAAUUUUCCCCCCGACUUUCUCUCCUCAUGCUUGGGACGGAUUCUCAUGUGUUGAUCGUCGAAAUACCAUCCCUGACUCUUCAUGAAGUCGGCUCUCGCCUUUUGUCGCUACCUUCUCGUGCCGGAUGAGCCGGGGCAAGCUGAAGAUACCUUUCUCUGGUAUCGUGACAGGUUCUUCAGGUUUGCUAGCUUUUUUUCAUCCUGUAGGAAGGCCGUUGCUGUAUGGGUACCCCCCGCUUCCACGUCUUCCAGUGGAGAUAAUGUGAAUAUAAGAUCAAGUGUUUCUAGGUAGCUCUAUUGCGAGUCGGAUUUUUCCUUGUCUAUCAUCAUAAGUUCAGUCCCGAUUUCUUACUCGAGACCUUAUUGUCGAUUGAGAUAUAUACCCAAAGCGAUACCAUGUCUCAAGAGUCAAGAACCCCCGAUGUCUACGGACCGGGCUCUUACACAGACAAGACCUUCGUCCCCAUCUUGCAAGACACCGAGCGCAUAUUCCGACUCAUUGCAUCUCAAACACCCGGUUUCACCCAAGAUGAAAAGCUGCUAUCCAAGGUCAAGUUUACAGGCGAGGAAUACCCCGUGAUCCCCGGCCCCAUUAAGGCCGUCUCCGUUGCAGCAGCCCUGCACGCCAUGACAGGCGUCCUAGCCGACGAAAUACUCGCCAUCCGCGGCGCAGAGAACAAGGACCGCGAAAUCACCGUCGACACCACCCACACCGCUUUGUGGUUCGGCUGCGUUAUCACAGCCUUCCUAGAUGGCGAGGACAUCCUCUCCCUCGCGGCACAGAAGAAACUUAGCUCCCUGGUCCCUGACUGGGAACAGGGUUGGACGGACACCCCCCUCAAGUACCGCACCACGGCGCUCUACCCCACCGCUGACCCAGAAACGUGGUACGCCCUCCAUGGCUCCAUGAACGCUGAACCGGUUCUCAAAUCCAUCGGCAUCGAUCCCUCGGCCCCGAUCACAUCCAACGAAGAAGCCGCGUGUCACAUCGCGGAACACACGCGCAAGCUCAGCCCCGAGAAACUCGAGAUGAUUAAUCUGUUGAACGGUUUCUGCGGUAGCAUUUGCUUCUCCCCUAAACAAUGGGCUGAGAGCGAAAUGGGCAAGACAUUAGCCCGCCACCCGCUCAUCAACGUCAAGCCCCAACCGCACGCCGUCCCCACGCCGCCCAUCGCCUUCCCGCCUUUAAAGCCCGACGAUCGUAGACCCCUGGCGGGCGUCAAAGUUGUCGAAAUGACGCGCGUCAUCGCCGGCCCGCAAAUCGGGACGAUCCUCGCUAGUUUGGGCGCGGACGUGAUCCGUGUCAACUCACCGCAUCUGCCGGAUAUUAAUAUGAUGCAACUCACCUUUAACGCAGGCAAGCGGACUAUCGCCAUCGACCUGCGGAAUUCUGAUGACGCGGCGCUGCUGAAUUCGUUGGUCAGAGAGGCCGACGUGUUUAUCCAGGGCUUCCGCAUUAACAAGAUGCCCAAGCACGGUCUCGGACUGCACGAUUUAUUGAAGCUGGCCGGUGAGAGGGGAAGGGGAUACGUGUAUGUCUCUGAGAACUGCUACGGUCCGGAUGGGUAUUACGCCGAGAGACCCGGCUGGCAGCAGAUCGCUGAUGCCGCCGCCGGAUCGGCGUACGUUAUUGGACGCUCGCUGAACUUGCCUAAUAACGAGGUUGUGCUGCCUUCGCUGCCUAUUAGCGAUAUGACCACCGGCGCUCUCGGUGCCGUCGGCACCUUGUUGGCACUGAGGGAUAGGGCUACCAAGGGAGGGAGUUAUUAUGUGCACGCUUCACUGGCGGCGGUGAAUGCGUACGCGCUUACGCCCGAGGUGGGACUAUACCCGCAGGAAACUGUAAAGGAGUGUGCGGAACGGUUCCAGUGGGAUGAGAUGAGGGGAUCACAUCAUGUGCUGGAUUUGCUGGUUGCGGUUUGGAAGGGGUGGAAGAAGGUGUUUAGGGAUAAGCUCGUGGAAGGAAGUGGGCUGUUUCAGAGUUUUGAGGGGAGUGCAUUUCAAGGGAAGAGGUUGAGUAUACUGAAGCCGGUGUUGGGUAUUAGUGAUGUGGAGGGGACGAGGGGCUGGAAGACGCCGAGUGUACCGUAUGCUUAUGAGAAGGCGGGGGAUGUCAAGUUUGCGUAGACUUGGCACAGGAAAUCCAGGUUGACAAGGCAGCUGCAUGGUUUGGAGUUAAGGAUAUCAGGCACGGGACUUAAUCUUAACUUAGGUUAGUUUAUCACAUAUCAGC
Pseudomassariella vexata is the source of this 2319-nucleotide messenger RNA. Its product is annotated as CoA-transferase family III domain-containing protein. The record is from RefSeq and is a predicted model, not a curated record. Gene Ontology annotation, molecular function: catalytic activity. The transcript has a single exon. Lineage: Eukaryota; Fungi; Ascomycota; Sordariomycetes; Amphisphaeriales; Pseudomassariaceae. The coding region runs from base 483 to 2213 and encodes 576 amino acids.